GACCUGCAGCCGCCUGUUGGCUGCACAACAGAAAAGAGAAAGCCCAGAUGAACGAGCCCAGAGCCGCCCCAGCCUCACAGCGGAGCGGUACCGGAACCAGCUGCCGGAAUCUGCUGAGUCUGCACUUGUGCUGGGUGGGUUUUACGCCGGUUCCUUCCUGGUUGAGCAACAGAGCUUUGAGGGAUUUCCUCCAGCUGAUCUCCAUCCACCGGCCCGAGCAGCUGCUCUCCCGGUUCCGCUCACAGGAUGUCUUCAGGAGGCGGAACCGUCCUCCUCUGGGUUCUGCUGCUCCUCGUCUGGUCGCCGGCGGAGGGUUUGGACGAGAGUCAUGAGGACGAUGAGUGUGCGGAUCUGAACAACACCACGUGGACGGAGUACCGGCAGCACCGGGCCAAGCUGCAGGUCCAGUACCUGCUGCUGACCAGGAGAACCCUGGACUGCGCCCAGAAGUUCAACCUGGAGUCUCUCACCAAGCACAACUCCGACUUCAACAUCUCCCGGCCCACCAAGGUCAUCGUCCACGGAUACAGGGCUCUGGGCAGCAAGCCGUCCUGGGUGAAGGAACUGGGCCGGGCCCUGCUCCGGGCUCAGGACGCCAACGUUGUGGUGGUGGACUGGGUCUACGGCGCCUCCUUCGCCUACAACCUGGUGGUGGAGAACUACAAGGAGGUGGCGCUGCAGAUCUCCGUCCUCAUCAACCAGCUGCAGAAACACGGCUGCAGACUGGAGUCCUUCCACUUCAUCGGGGUCAGCCUCGGCGCUCACGUCGCCGGCUUCGUUGGGACUCUGUUCGAAGGGAAGAUCGGAAGGAUCACAGGUCUGGACCCGGCCGGACCCAUGUUUAAAGGCGCCGACACCUUCGACCGACUGGAUCCGUCGGACGCUCAGUUUGUCGACGCCAUCCACACCGACUCCGACUACUUCGGCAUCUCCAUCCCCGUCGGUCACGUGGACUUUUUCCUGAACGGAGGGAAGGACCAGACCGGAUGUGCUCGAUCCCGGUUCGCCUCAAUUCUGGUGUACUUUCCAGUGUACGGCUACGUGAUCUGCGACCACAUGAGGGCGCUGCACGUCUACAUGAGCGCCCUGAACGGCUCGUGUCCGCUGGUGGGGAUCCCCUGCUCCACCUACGAGGACUUCCUGAAGGGAACCUGUGUCGACUGCGACGUCUUCAAGGGAACGUGUCCAGCUAUAGGUUUAUCUAAGAACAGCGGGAUUCUCGACUCGUCUCCGAUUCCUCAAGAGCAGAAAGUUUUCCUCCUCACGACGUCUUCGCCUCCUUUCUGCGCUCAUCACAUCCUGCUGCAGCUGGAGGUGUCGCCGUUGGAUAAACGAGCCGAAGUCGAAGUGACGCUGAGGACGGAGAACCUGGGAACAGAGCAGAGACUCAGGCUUCAGACGGAUGCGACGGUGUACCGGACGGUGUUGGCUCAUCCCGCCGCUCUGUGUGAGAUCAGCUCCAUCACGCUGAAGAACACCGGAGCUUGGUUCUCCCGGCAAGGACAGAUCCACGUCCGGUCCGUCUGCGUCUCCGAGUUCCCGUCUGUCAGGACCGAGGACCCGCUGUGUGUGAACAACUUCAUCGUCCGGCGAGGAGCUCCGUGGUCACAUGACUUUGUUCAGGUUUGUGGCGUCUUCUGAAGAUCUGCUCUAAAGAAACUGUGCAGAAGAAACCGGCAGAGCAUCUGGAUGGAACUCUGGUUCACGUUUUCACCGCCUCGUUUAACGUCGAUCAGUUAGAUCUCCGUCAGCCAAAGAAUCACAAGAGAAGGUUAACGAGCAGGUGGUUCCUCUGGUUCUAACGGACGCCACUAAUUAGUCAGAUAAUCAGCUGAUCUCACGACAUCCUCACUAAAACCACUGGUGGGAGUUCUAAUUAAAGGUUUUAUUUGUCUGGUUUUGUGUCCUUUAGGUUUGUGUUUUAGCUCUGAGACUGUUAAUAUGAUAAAAUGUGUUUCUGUGACUUGUUCUGUCUGCAAGUCUGACUUCAGUUUGGUUUAGCAAAAAAUACAUAAAUAGAAAUAAACUCUGGUUUUCUCUGUCA
Messenger RNA from Stegastes partitus (bicolor damselfish), 2044 nucleotides. RefSeq names its product phospholipase A1 member A (gene pla1a). Gene Ontology annotation, molecular function: glycerophospholipid phospholipase A1 activity. The record is from RefSeq and is a predicted model, not a curated record. Gene Ontology annotation, biological process: lipid catabolic process. NCBI's taxonomy places the organism in Eukaryota, Metazoa, Chordata, Actinopteri, Pomacentridae. The transcript has 11 exons. Bases 247 to 1641 code for a protein of 464 amino acids.